AUGAAGACCAAUUUCAAGUUCUCCAACCUUCUGGGGACGGUCUAUCGCAAAGGAAAUCUUCUCUUCACCCCCGAUGGCACUACUCUGCUGUCGCCAGUCGGCAAUCAGGUCUCGGUCUUUGACCUGGUCCACAAUACAUCCUACACCCUCCCGUUCGCGCAUCGCACCAAUAUCGACCGUCUAGAUCUUACUCCGCAAGGCAGCCUUCUGCUCACCAUUGACGAAAAUGGCCGCGCCAUCUUGACCAACUUCCGUCGCCGAAUUGUCAUCCAUCAUUUCUCCUUCAAAGGCCGUGUCUCCGCCCUCAAGUUCUCACCCUCCGGCCGACACUUCGCCGUAGCAAUCGGGCGACGAUUGCAAAUCUGGCAUACUCCGUCGUCGCCCGGUGCCGACAACAAUGGCGAGAUUGAGUUCGCGCCGUUCAUCUUGCACCGUGAACUUACCAGCCAUUUUGACGACAUCCAAAACAUCGAGUGGUCUAGCGACUCGCGCUUCUUGUUGACGGCCUCCCGGGAUUUGACGGCGCGAGUAUGGAGUAUGGAUCCGGAGGAGGGGUUCGAGCCCACUACGCUAUCGGGCCACCGUCAGGGUGUUAAGGCGGCAUACUUCUCGGCGGACCAAGAAGCGAUCUACACGGUCAGUCAAGACGGUGCGCUCUUCAGAUGGGAGUACGUUACGAAAAAAGACCCGGACACGAUGGAGGAUAUUGCCGAAGCCCGCUGGAGGAUUGUCAGGAAAGACUUCUUCAACCAGAACGACGCCAAGGUCAACUGCUCUGCCUUCCAUGCGCCCACGAAUCUUCUGAUCGUCGGUUUCUCCAACGGAUUGUUCGGACUCUACGAUUUGCCGGAAUUCAACAUGAUCCAUCAACUCAGUGUAUCUCAAAGCAACAUCGAUUACGUGACGGUCAACAAAUCGGGCGAAUGGCUUGCAUUCGGCUCCUCCAAGCACGGCCAAUUGCUCGUGUGGGAGUGGCAAUCGGAAUCGUACAUUUUGAAGCAGCAGGGUCAUCUGGAUUCCAUGAACGCACUUGUCUAUUCUCCCGAUGGUCAGAAGGUCGUGACCUCCAGCGAUGAUGGCAAGGUCAAAGUUUGGGACGUCAAAUCCGGGUUCUGCAUCGUGACGUUUACCGAGCACUCCAGCGCCGUGAGUGCCUGCCAAUUUGCCAAGAAGGGAAGUGUCCUCUUCACUGCAUCGCUGGACGGCUCCGUGAGGGCAUGGGAUCUCAUCCGGUACCGCAAUUUCCGAACCUUUACAGCGCCAUCUCGGCUGUCCUUUUCCUCGCUGGCCGUCGACCCCAGCGGCGAGGUGAUCUGCGCAGGCUCUCCCGACUCAUUCGAUAUCCAUGUGUGGUCUGUGCAGACAGGACAGUUGCUCGACCAGCUGUCCGGCCACGAAGGGCCCGUGUCCGCUCUGGCAUUCGCCUCCGACGGCAACCAUCUGGUUAGCGGUAGCUGGGACCAUACCGUUCGUCUUUGGAGUAUCUUCGGUAGAUCCCAGACUAGCGAGCCCUUGCAGCUCAUGUCGGACGUCCUGAGUGUGGCCUUCCGACCCGAUGGAAAGCAGGUUGCCGCCUCGACCCUCGAUGGCCAGCUGACCUUCUGGUCGGUUGCUGAUGCCGUGCAAGAAGGAAAUGUCGAUGGACGCCGAGACAUCUCCGGAGGGCGCAAGAUGAAGGACCGCCAGACGGCCGCAAACUCUGCCGGAAACAAGUCUUUCAACUGCAUCACCUACAGUGCGGAUGGCAGCUGCAUCUUGGCCGCCGGCAAUAGCAAGUAUAUCUGUCUGUAUGACGUGACGACAGGGUCCAUGGUGAAGAAAUAUACCGUCUCCUCCAACACCUCGCUUGACGGCACCCAGGAGAUCCUCAACAGCCGCGACAUGACCGAAGCAGGCGCGCGAGGUCUCCUCGACGAGACCGGCGAAGCAUCCGACCACGAGACUCGCGUUGACCGCAGCCUGCCCGGCGCCAAACGUGGCGAUGCCGGCGCUCGAACUACACGGCCUGAAGUGCGUGUCACGUCGGUCGACUUCUCUCCUGCCGGACGCGCAUUCUGUGCGGCUUCCACCGAGGGACUGCUCAUCUAUAGCCUGGACACGGAUUUUGUCUUCGAUCCCUUCGACCUCGACAUCGACAUCACCCCGGCCAACAUCCUGGCCACGCUGGAGGGCGCCAAGCAGGCGCGCGCGACGAAUACGGUGGACGACGACAAUACUUUCUUGAAGGCAUUGAUCAUGGCCUUCCGGCUGAACGAGGCCAAGCUUAUCCGCGUGGUCCACGAAGGGAUUCCUCCCGCCGACGUUGCCCUUGUCGUCCGCGCCGUGCCCACGGUCUAUCUCCCGCGUCUCCUUCGGUAUGUAGCCCACGCUGCCGAAGAAACUCCGCACCUGGAAUUCAAUCUGGUAUGGAUUGAAUCUCUCCUGAGCAGCCAUGGACGCUACUUCAAAGACAACUCGGGCACCUUCGCGUCGGAACUCCGUGCGGUGCAGCGGGCCCUAGAUGAUAUCCGGGAGAACCUAAAGCGGCUGGCGGAGAAAAACGUUUACGAUCUCAACUAUCUCCUGUCGACGCCGGUGGUCGCCAACAAGAAGCAAAAGACGGCGGCAGACAUGAUGGCCCUCGAGAAUGACGAGGUCGUCACUGCUGCCGAGGACACGACGGCAGAAGACGGGGAAGCCGAUUGGAUUGGGCUGGAAUGA
Messenger RNA from Aspergillus melleus, 2700 nucleotides. RefSeq names its product snoRNA-binding rRNA-processing protein PWP2 (gene PWP2). The coding region runs from base 1 to 2700 and encodes 899 amino acids. The transcript is spliced from 5 exons. Gene Ontology annotation, molecular function: protein binding. Gene Ontology annotation, cellular component: Pwp2p-containing subcomplex of 90S preribosome; small-subunit processome. Gene Ontology annotation, biological process: maturation of SSU-rRNA from tricistronic rRNA transcript (SSU-rRNA, 5.8S rRNA, LSU-rRNA); ribosomal small subunit assembly. Lineage: Eukaryota; Fungi; Ascomycota; Eurotiomycetes; Eurotiales; Aspergillaceae. The record is from RefSeq and is a predicted model, not a curated record.